Molecule: messenger RNA, 1964 nt
Organism: Volvox carteri f. nagariensis
Lineage: Eukaryota; Viridiplantae; Chlorophyta; Chlorophyceae; Chlamydomonadales; Volvocaceae
Exons: 8
Coding region: 1-924 (307 amino acids)
Biological process (GO): axonemal dynein complex assembly
Cellular component (GO): cytoplasm
Molecular function (GO): dynein intermediate chain binding; protein-folding chaperone binding
Source: RefSeq, a predicted model, not a curated record
AUGGACAUUGGCAGCUUUGCCGCCGAGUUUCAUGCUUUGGCUGACCUCAUUAAGGAUCCUGAGGAUACGGAGUCCGCACUGCCCCCAGGUUAUGUGUCGCGUCCCACGCCUGGCACAAUCGGCCCCAAGGAGCUGCUAGAUGUUAAGGUGCCUGCGCCGAAAGUUAGGCACGAUCCCAAGGAGAUUUGGCGGGAGGAUGAGUUAGAGGAUGCCGUGGAGGACGACUACGAGGACGGCCGCCAGGUUCCCAGCUACGACUUUUUGUACAAGCAGGCGGUAGACACGGCGGACAACUUCUUGGGAAUAAGCGGCAAGGACCCAUCAUCCACCAGCUGCGAGGAUCUGGUAGUGCGCGUGGAGCUACCUGAGGCCUCGGGAGCGGCAGAGCUUGACUUAGAAGUCAAGGAUACCUACUUGAAGCUCAGCUCGCCCCAUUACAAGCUCUCUGUACAUUUGCCGCACAAAGUGGAUGGCCAGCGCGGCAAGGCAAAAUGGGACGGGAGCAAAAAGGUGCUAUCCGUCACCUUGCGCAUACGGAACGUGUUGGCACCGUUAAGCAGCUUCGCUUUUGGCAACAGCUUUGCAUCGCCUAGCAAUGUGCAAUUCCGCGCUCAAGCAUGCCCUCAGCUGCUGCUCCAGAAAAGCCGGAAGUAUCACCCUUCAGAAGUCCGGUACCAACGAGUGGCUAACAACCUCCGGUCUGGCAGUGCGAAGUGCUCCAUUCGGCGGCAGCCGCAGGCAUCAUCGCCUUCAGGGUCGACACUCACACCCCAGCAAGCUGAUUUGCUCGCCCACCUGGCGGCAUCCUGUGCGCUUGCACCCUCCUCGGAGCUUCAGGACGAGGUCAUUGGCUUUGGCAAGGACGACUUGGCCGUUGCUCAGUGGACUGUUAAUACUCUAGGCCUGCAGAGCUCAUUGCUUUGAGCAGGGGGUAUUUGCUCGUGACUAGCAGUGGUUGGAAGUUAAAACACGUGCUGUCCCUGUGCGGCAGCAUGAUAUGGUGAGCGGGCCGUUUAUCUCGCUGGUCGUGCUCAUUGCAGUCGAUCCAGUUGCGGAGGGGAUCUGGCGUAGGGUCAUGUUAGCGUGUCCCUCGACAGAAAUUGAGCUGUUUGUAUUACUUUUCGCUGCAUUGUGGCCACUCACAGAAGAUAUGGGAAGCUCUGUUGAUGCGUCCCUAGACGGGGAUUGAGAGGGCAGGGACGUUGCCACGGUGUCCUGCUCUUCCGGCAGUGCAUUUCUUUCUUAUAAGUGGUCCUCUUUUCGCUGACACAGCAACAGCAAGUGAUGUGUUUCCACCUGGGAGAGGGCAACCUGUACGGUGCUACAUCCAUGUGAGCGCCAAUCCUAUGCUCCUACACAGGACUUGACGUGUUGGCCUAGGUGGCUUGUUGCGAAUUUGUUUUUGCAGUUGUGUUUCUACUUUAUACAUAAUUGGAAAUGGCGUGUGAAGGGGGCCCCACAGAAUGACGGAGCUAGCGCGUCAUUCGCCCACCAUGAGCAUGUGCGUUGUACACUUUUCCUAUAUACGUAUCACAGGUCGGGCACAGUGUACCCCGGGACUGACGCUAGCGGAAAGACGUUGAAAACAAUGCAGGUGCGGUUUUGGAUUAAGUUCUGGACAUUUCCCUAGCGCGGUGCCUAUGGAUGAAGGUAUGUGUAUGCUGGAAAGUGGUGGUUGAUCUUGGUCGAUGAAGAAAGAGUGUGUGGAGUUGGCUGGGGGACUGGGGUUUCUGUCCCUCGGUCGGCCUUUGGUGUGAGCGUGGCGGUUGGCGAACCGCCACCGGUAGCUGACCAGGAAAUAAAUGCUUUUGUUAGGGCCGAUGAUUGUGCUACUCGUAGAAGAUAUUUUGCGAAAAAGAGCGUAUUUAUUCUUGCGCAUACCAUGCAAGUUCGGCAAUGUCGGCCCUCGCCAAGGCUUGUUGUGACCGAUGGCUAACUUGACUCUGUAAACAUCUUGCUAAUAC